AUGUCAAAGAGAGUUGAUGUGUAUUCCAUGCAAAUUGUUGUGACACAUUUUAAGAAAUAUGACGAUUUUCUCAACGUCAUUUUGGUAUGUAAAAAGUAUGAAUAUAUACUUGACCGCAUUCGAAUGAAUCCAAUUCAAAUCACACCAAAAACAAAAAACCUUUUUAAGUUCAUUCAAACUCAGCAGUUUUUUUCUCCUUUUGACAUGAAACUAAACAUUGAAAAAUCAUUUUUCAAUUAUCCAAAAUGCGCGAAAGAGUGUCUUGUGGAAUUAAAGAAUUUUAAUAAUUGUCCUCUCUCUAUUUAUACCAAAGAAGACCAAACGUAUUUCAACAGCAAAAUUCCAGAUUUUGUGAGGAAAAUAGGAAGCCACUCUUUUGAACUGAGUGAUAAAACAUCAUUGACGUUACCAAAUUCCGUUAUAGAAAUUUCUCAGUUCGCGUUUUCAUGUUGCUCAAAUAUCGAAGAGAUAAUUCUCCCACCGCAUCUGAUGCUAAUAGGCGAAAAUGCGUUUUACAACUGUAAAAAAUUAAAAGAAAUCAAACUCCCAGAUUUGCUCGAGUUUAUUCCGGACUCAUGUUUUGCUGGAUGUACAUCGCUAUCUUCUGUGAAUUUUGGAACAAAUGUUACGAUGAUUGGAUAUAAUGCGUUUCGUGAUUGCGCUUUUAUUGAUUUUUCAAUUGAAAAGAAGGUAUUAAUCAACGAACUUGUUUUCACAAAAAAUACACUCACAAAGAUCACGUUCUGUGGUAAAAAGUGUAUACCGCGUAAAAUUU
Molecule: messenger RNA, 775 nt
Organism: Entamoeba invadens IP1
Lineage: Eukaryota; Evosea; Mastigamoebida; Endamoebidae
Product: leucine rich repeat containing protein BspA family protein
Exons: 1
Source: RefSeq, a predicted model, not a curated record